Molecule: messenger RNA, 2725 nt
Organism: Lolium perenne
Lineage: Eukaryota; Viridiplantae; Streptophyta; Magnoliopsida; Poales; Poaceae
Product: BTB/POZ domain-containing protein At3g50780
Source: RefSeq, a predicted model, not a curated record
GCAGCCACACAGUGCCGCGAAGAGAGAACAGAGGAGAGAACGCGCUCGCACUGGAGCGGGGUUGGGGUAAAGAGGAAGGAGUGGAAGCAAGGGAACAAGGGGAGAAGAACAAACAAGGAAAAGCUGAGAGAGAUUCAGAGAGAGUAGAGACGGACGGGUGCCCAAUCCGCCAUGAUGGCUGGCAUCGUAUCGUAGGGAGAGGCGGUUAAAGGGAGGACACCGCUCGUCCGGUAAAGCCGAAAGAAGCUGCUGCUUUCCCUUCCCCCUCCUCCACUCCCUGCUUUUCCCCUGCCGCUUUGCGCUCCCUCCGUCUCCGUCUGACUUUCGGGGGGAAAGAAAUGAUGCGAGGUUCCGCUCAUGCUCAUGCCUGCUGCCUAGCUAGAUGCUCGUCUUCUUUAGUGCUGCCGGCUGCGGUUUGAGCUGUGGUGGGUGGGUAGGGUACGCGUGUUCCUCUCCUGGUUAAUUUGCUCGGGACCUCUCAUUCCCUGAGGUUUUGAGGCGAUUCUGCUCUGGGUUUGCUCGGCGGCGAGGUGGUGCCUACGGCGUCGCUGAUCUGGUGAAUUUGGCGGAAGAUUGGUCGCAUUUGUCUGCGCCUCCCCGGAACGGAGGAUUCUGGCACCGGGAGUGAAGAGCAGCAGGAGAGGUAUAUGAGCUGCUACUGGCUUUGAAGCCAUUGCUCACAAGCUUCCUCCGGUAAAAUGGCAGAAUUCAAGGUUGGAGGCCUCGAUCCCCGAGCGACGAAAUUCAGAAAUGUCCCGAUCGCUGUAACCCCGGAAGGGUUCUGGUGCUGCCCGUCGCAGACCGUGCUGCAGAAGACGGCGAAGAACCAGAACCAGCAGCCAAGGCCUAAAGCUGGUGCAUCCCCUCCUGCAUCAAAGGCCUCCUCGGUCCAGAGGGCGCCGACCAUCUCGUCGGAGAAGAGAACACAUUCAACUCCAACAAGGUCCAGGGCCAACUCAGAAGAGCAAAGGUGCUUGCCGGCGGAGAAUGCCACCCCCAAUCCACCGAAGGUUGUGAGCGAGAGGCCGCAGAAGCAGCAUAAGAUAUCUGUUGGGUUUGGUCAGAUUGAGAUGAGUGACUUGAGGGUCGUGUUGUAUGGCAAGGAUGGGGUUGCUGUCAAGAUGAGUGUUCACAAGAACAUCCUUGCUGAAAAUAGCACCCUCUUUGCUGAUAAGCUCUCACGGCAGUCUCCGGUGUCUAAUAUAGAGGUGCCCGAUUGUGAGGAUGUGGAGAUUUAUGUUGAGACCGUUGGAUUGAUGUACUGCAAUGAUGUCAAGCAGAGGUUGAUCAAACAAAGUGUUCCACGCGUUCUUAGAAUCUUGAAGGUUGCAGAAUUAUUAGGCUUCCGAGCAUGUGUCCUGUCAUGCUUGAAUUACUUGGAAGCGGUCCCCUGGGCUGGGGAAGAGGAGGAGAAUGUGGUCUCAUCAGUUCGGCAUCUUCAGACUGAAGAUUAUGGUGUGACACCAGUACUGAAGAGGGUAUGCUCUGACCUAACAAGCCCACCGAAUGACACAUUUGUGCGUAUCAUAGAACUAGUGUUGAAAAGCAGUGAUGAUAGAGGGAGGCGGGAGAUGAAGUCCUUGGUGCUCAAGCUGCUCAAGGAGAAUAGCAGCUGUACCAGUAGCUCUGCUGACUUAUGUGUUGACACUCUCUACAGAUAUUGCCAGAAUAGCCUGGAGUCCUUGCUAACCUUGUUUAAACAAGCAUCUGACAGUGAUUUUUCUGAGCAAUCUUUGGACCUUAAAGAAGCAGUAUUUCGACAGAUUACUCUUGAGGCGGAUAAUCUCCUAUGGUUAACUGAGAUUUUAGCUGGCAGGAAUGCUGCAGAAGAAUUUGCAGUGAUGUGGUCUAACCAGCGUGAGCUAGCUGGACUUCACUCCAAGUUACCAACCAAGUCGCGCCACCUUGUCAGCUGCAUCACAGCAAGGCUCUUUGUGGCAGUUGGGAAAGGUGAGAUGCUCCCAUCUAAGGACACAAGGCAACUCCUCUUGGAUGUCUGGUUGCAGCCUCUCAUGGAUGACUACAACUGGCUGCAGCAUGGUUGCAGGUCAUUCGACCGGACACUUGUCGAGGAAGGGAUCGGAUCAACUAUUUUGACACUUCCACUGGAGGAUCAGCAGACGAUACUGCUCUCGUGGCUCGGGAGCUUCUUGAAGGUUGGGAACAGCUGCCCCAAUCUGCAGAAGGCAUUUGAGGUUUGGUGGAGGAGGACAUUUGUACGGCCUUAUGUCGAACAGCAAGGGAACCAGUUGCAGUCAGGUCAGAGCUGAGAUCUCUGGUGGUCACACAAGAAAACUGACGCGGCGUCUUCACGCGUGGAAUAGCGCGCUGAUAAACUAUCCUGUAUGCUAAGUUUGUUCCCCAGGAAGUGGAAACAAUAGGGGGAGGGAGGGUGCAGAGUAGUGCUUUUCACUUGUGUGAGGGUUGAAAUAUAUAAUUUGUGCGUUGUGCUCGUGAUGCUUCAGCUUCAUAGAUUUGUGAAGCUCUCAGAAUUCUAGGUACAGAAUAUCUUGUCUGAUGUGCUACUUAUCUAAGGCAUCAGUUUGUUGCACCGUGUUUAUCACACCAUUGUGCAAUUGUAGUACCACUAUAUUACCGGUGAUGUGUAGAAACUGAGUCCUCGUUGAUGCAGUUGUAAAUAUUUUGCUAGAAUGUAUUGUCUGAAAUUUGGGAGAGAUUGAAUCUUGCUUCAGUAGUAAUAAUGUACGUCCGGGAUUUUUGCAAA